AUGUCGGGAUGUUACAUUCUGGCAGCAAUGUCUGGUGUUUUGCAGCAUCAGCAUCAGGCUAUGGCCACUGCUUCGGAUAUGCUCUUUAAUCUCAAGGAACUUUUUGGAGAUCAGAAUAGGGCUGCUAGGCAAGUAGCCGUGAAGGCUUUGAUGAACACUCAGAUGGCUGAAGGUACACCUAGGCAGUAUAGUCUUGCGGAACUGCUGAGAGAAUUUCAGGCAGCUGAAGGAUUGUUUCGCCAGAGACUUCAAGUGAAUGUGGCUGAGAAAGGUUCUUCCUCUAAGCCGAAAGGCAAUAAGAAGAAGAAAAAGGCUCAGACACAGAAAGCUGUGAAGGCAGUGGGAGUUCAAGGUGGUGUCAAAAAGCCUAAGGGAAAGUUCUACCGGUGUAAGCAGUCGGGUCACUGGAACAGGAUUGUCCUCUUCCUAAGAAGACAAACAAUACUGGUAUGUCUCUUUCUCUAG
Messenger RNA from Daucus carota subsp. sativus, 465 nucleotides. RefSeq lists its product as uncharacterized. The record is from RefSeq and is a predicted model, not a curated record. Lineage: Eukaryota; Viridiplantae; Streptophyta; Magnoliopsida; Apiales; Apiaceae. The coding region runs from base 1 to 465 and encodes 154 amino acids. The transcript has 2 exons.